AUGAAGCACAAACAGGGUAAGUCCAGUGAAGAUUCAGUACUUGUAGCAUGUGAUCAGGGGAAUUAUCAUUGUGCUGGAGAUUUGAGGCUCAACUCCCUGUUACACAUAGCAAAGUGCCCAAUACUUUCCCGCAGAAUCAUGGCACGUUCUUCUUGGAGAAUCUUGAGCGUGGCUGCAGCGCUGGUAGCUUUGCAAAACUUUUGCAACAGCUGGAGUUUUGUGCCUGGGCCAUUGAGAAAGCAUGCACCUGUGGCAGCUGCGUCCGCAGCCGGCAUGAUGAUGGCUCCAGCUGCCUUUGCCGAUGAGAUUGGUGAUGCAGCCAAGAAGCUUGGCGAUGCUUCCUACGACUUCGCAAAGGAAGUGGACUGGAACAAUGGCAUUUUCUUGCAAGCCCCUGGCACGUUCCAACCGCUUAACGCUCUGAAGGCAAUUGACAAGAUGAUUGAGAUGGGAGCAGCAGCAGACCCCAAGCUCUUGAAGGCAGCGCGGAGGCUCACCACAAGGCCAUCGGAAGUAUCUCAGGUCCCAACGGUGUGA
Messenger RNA from Durusdinium trenchii, 537 nucleotides. NCBI's taxonomy places the organism in Eukaryota, Dinophyceae, Suessiales, Symbiodiniaceae. The record is from the annotation of a GenBank genome assembly.